AGCACUGAUCCGUCUCUGUCAGAGCAGAAAGCAGAAGAAGACGACAAACAGCUUCUCGAACAUGUCUGAGUACGCUACAGUCCAGAAAAGUGCCCUGAAAUUAAAGGGUGUGGGAGAUAUUUCUGCUGGGAAAAAGAAGAAGAAGAAGAACAAGGAGAGCAAGCAUCGUAUGGAGCAGGUCGUUACCAGCCAAAGCGAUGAGGAGGUGAAAACCAAGAAAGUAUAUCUUGACAAAAGGACACCGGCACAGAUUGCUUUUGACAAGAUGCAAGAGAAACGGCAAAUGGAGCGGAUUUUGAACAAGGCAUCAAAGACCCACAAACACAGAGUCGAGGAUUUUAACCGUCACCUGGACAACCUGACAGAGCAUUAUGACAUCCCCAAAGUCAGCUGGACCAAAUAAACCGGAGCAGAUGUUCACUCUUGUUUUAUCACUUGUACAAAAUGUUUCUGCACCAUGUUUUUUGAAAUGUAUAUUUGUUGUUUACAAUUAAAAUUAAUUUGAUUUCACCUUCAUA
Neolamprologus brichardi is the source of this 518-nucleotide messenger RNA. It is a transcript of the gene fam32a, whose product is annotated as family with sequence similarity 32 member A. Gene Ontology annotation, cellular component: nucleolus. The record is from RefSeq and is a predicted model, not a curated record. Lineage: Eukaryota; Metazoa; Chordata; Actinopteri; Cichliformes; Cichlidae.